CUUGACUCAGUGAUGUAAACGAGUUGGAAAUGUGGCGACAAAAGUGGUGAUUUUUUUUCAUUUUUUUUUUGUUCUUGGCCUGGAAUGUCUCCACCUCCUCAUGUUUCUGGGUCAGUUGAGUACAACACGCAACAGGCAGGGCGGAACUGCAAGAGUGCGUCGAAGCGAGGUGGACGUUUGGCUCUGAGUUCUGACACCCAAGUCGAAGUUUAAGCGUGGUGACGUGCUUGGCCCUUUCUUUUUGACGUGCCCCGAGUACUCACGGACAUUGUCGUGGCUUGUUUAAAAGGCAGUUUGGGGUUCCGUUUGAACUUCUUUGACGAUUUUGCCCUCGACUUUUUUUUUCUGACGACAAGGGAGGCGACGGAGGCAGCUCUCGGCAGCCAUCUUUGGACCUGCCUUGCCUGGGAGUGGGAUUCGACCAUUCUGGCAACCUCAGUCACUUCCAAGGGUGUGGAUUGCUUUUCCUUUUUUUUUCUUUUUUUUUUUACGUAAAUAAAACCAGUCGUCUUCAUGUGGACGUAGAUUGACAGCGCGGAUCACUGCAAUAAUCUGACACGGUAAUUCUGCUACCGGGCUAGGGGAUGAGCAGCGAAGGAACACGAUUUUUUGGGGGGUGAAAAGUGUUUUGAAUUUCACGACAUUUCUCCAGCAGCGCCUGAGAGCUGGCCUGUCAGAAGAGGUGGUGACCACAUAUGACACAACUGUCCUGCAGAUGAGCCAUUGGUGGGGGCUUUUUAGUCGCUGUCGCAGACCCACAUAGUUUGGCGGCAGUGGCACCCCCACCAUCUCCCCAAUAUGCCCAACAGCAGUCGGACGGGGAGCCUUAAGGACCCCGAAAUUGCUGAGCUCUUCUUCAAGGAAGACCCAGAGAAGCUCUUCUCAGACCUGCGUGAGAUAGGACACGGCAGCUUUGGCGCCGUUUAUUUUGCACAGGAUGUGCGAACAAGUGAGGUGGUGGCCAUUAAGAAAAUGUCCUACAGUGGAAAGCAGUCCAGUGAGAAAUGGCAAGACAUAAUUAAAGAAGUGAAAUUCCUACAGAGAAUACAACACCCAAACAGCAUCGAGUACAAAGGAUGUUAUCUGCGAGAGCACACUGCUUGGCUGGUGAUGGAGUACUGUUUAGGGUCUGCUUCAGAUCUGUUAGAGGUGCACAAGAAACCACUACAAGAGGUUGAAAUUGCUGCAAUUACCCACGGUGCUCUUCAAGGUUUGGCCUAUCUUCACUCCCACAACAUGAUUCACCGAGAUAUCAAGGCAGGAAACAUCUUGCUGACAGAGCCAGGCCAGGUCAAACUUGCUGAUUUCGGCUCGGCUUCUAUCGCCUGCCCUGCCAACUCCUUUGUUGGGACGCCAUAUUGGAUGGCUCCAGAGGUGAUAUUGGCUAUGGACGAGGGCCAGUAUGAUGGAAAAGUGGACAUCUGGUCUCUGGGAAUAACCUGCAUUGAAUUGGCUGAGAGGAAGCCUCCACUGUUUAAUAUGAAUGCAAUGAGUGCCUUAUACCACAUAGCACAGAAUGAGAGCCCCAUGCUGCAGUCCAGUGAAUGGACUGAUUAUUUCAGAAACUUUGUAGAUUCUUGCCUUCAGAAGUGUCCCCAAGAUAGACCAAACUCUGAGGAGCUUUUAAAGCAUGCGUUUGUCCAGCGUGAGCGUCCCGAAUCGGUUCUAAUAGACCUAAUAAAUCGGACAAAAGAUGCAGUGCGAGAGCUGGACAAUUUGCAGUAUCGCAAAAUGAAGAAGAUUCUGUUCCACGAAGCGCACAAUGGUCCCACAAUUGAAGCUCCGGAUGAGGAGGAGGAGCCAGAACACACAGUGGGCAGAACUGGAACAGUAAACAGUGUGGGGAGCAACCAGUCUAUUCCCAGUAUGUCCAUCAGUGCCAGCUCCCAGAGCAGCUCAGUCAACAGCCUGACGGAUGCCGGUGACGAUAAAGGAGAGGUGGACAUGGAGGGAGACCACACCGUUAUGUCUAACAGCUCUGUCAUACAUCUCAAAACGGAAAAAUCAGCGUACAAGAAAGAUUCAGAACCUCACGUUCGAUCAACUGAGCCUCAGUCGCAAUCUACCAACACCCCAAGGCCAAAACGGAACCGAGAACACUUUGCGACAAUACGCACAGCUUCAGUGCUCACACGGCAGAUUAAGGAGCAUGAACAGGACUCUGAAUUAAGGGAGCAAAUCUUGGGCUAUAAGCGCAUGCGGCGGCAGCACCAGAAACAGCUGAUGGCCCUGGAGAACAAGCUAAAAGCAGAGAUGGAUGAGCACCGACUCCGUCUGGAUAAGGAGCUGGAGAACCAGAGAAACAGCUUUGCUCAGGAGAUGGAGAAGCUGAUCAAGAAGCACCAAGGGUCCAUGGAGAAGGAUACAAAAGCCUUUAGCAAUGAUGAGAAGAAAUUUCACCAACACAUCCAGACCCAGCAAAAGAAGGAACUCAACAGCUUCCUCGAGUCGCAGAAACGGGAAUACAAACUCCGCAAAGAACAACUGAAAGAGGAGCUGAAUGAAAACCAAUCUACACCCAAGAAGGAAAAGCAGGAGUGGUUGUCCAAGCAGAAGGAGAACUUCCAGCACUUCCAAGCAGAAGAGGAGGCAAACCUGCAACGCCGGCAAAGGCAAUAUCUAGAAUUGGAGUCUCGCAGGUUCAAACGGAGGAUCUUGAUCGCUCGCCACAACAUCGAGCAGGAUUUAGUCCGGGAGGAGCUGAACAAACGUCAGACCCAGAAGGACCUGGAGCAUGCCAUGCUCCUGCGGCACCACGAGUCCAUGCAAGAGCUGGAAUUCCGCCAGCUCAACACCAUCCAGAGGACGCGGGCUGAGCUCAUCCGCCUCCAGCACCAGACCGAGCUUACCAACCAGCAGGAGUACAACAAGAGGCGGGAGAGGGAGCUGAGGCGCAAGCACGUUAUGGAGGUUCGCCAGCAACCCAAAAGCCUCAAGUCCAAAGAGCUACAGAUCAAGAAGCAGUUCCAGGACACUUGCAAGAUCCAGACCAGGCAGUACAAAGCGCUGAGGAAUCAUCUCCUGGAGACUACACCAAAAUCAGAGCACAAGGCUGUGCUUAAGCGCCUCAAGCAGGAGCAGCAUCGCAAACUCGCCAUCUUGGCCGAACAGUACGACCACUCCAUCAACGAGAUGCUGUCCACUCAGGCGCUUCGUCUGGACGAGACUCAAGAGUCCCAGUGCCAGGGCCUUAAAAUGCAACUUCAGCAGGAGCUGGAGCUUCUGAAUGCCUAUCAGAGCAAGAUCAAGAUGCAGAGUGAUGCGCAGCAUGACCGCGAGAGAAAAGAUCUGGAGCAGAGGGUGUCACUACGCAGAGCCCUGCUGGAACAAAAGAUCGAGGAGGAAAUGAUGUCCUUGCAGAACGAUCGCUUGGAGCGAAUUCGCAGCCUGCUGGAGCGUCAAGCACGAGAGGUGGAGGCGUUCGACUCGGAGAGUAUGCGCCUGGGCUUCAGCAACAUGGUGCUAUCGAACGUCUCCCCAGAGGCCCUUGGCAAUAGCUUUCCUGGAUCACCAGCAAAUUGGGGCGUCCAUUUUCAGCAAAACCAGCAGCACCCGUCUCCAGGGAGCUUUCACGGGUCACACUGGCGCGGCGGAAGCUUAGGUGCAGGGUCCAGCCGUCAAGCCAGCCAUCGCCACUAUCACUCCAGUCCCAGUGGGCCGCCCCCACCUCAGAGCUGGAGUCAAGGCAUGCAAGGAGGUGGGACUCCACAGCCAUGGGGCCUCCCAUCAGUGGUCUCUCACAUGUCCCGCAGCGGCGCUGGUGCACAGAACAGCCCUCAAGGCAUGGGAAGGACACCGCCCGGUGGCCACGGCGAGCAGGGUAUGAGCAGAAGUACCAGUGUCACCUCUCAGAUAUCCAAUGGGUCCCACCUGUCCUACACAUAAGUCCUGUGUCAGCGCACACAGAUGUCAAGUCCAACAAAAAAAAAAAAAACAGCAGCAAAGAAAUCUCCGCUCCAUUUUCUUCUACUGUGCGCACACAUAUGGAUGUGUAGUUGAAUCGAUGUUGCUCAGGUGAAAAGGGCUGUAAACAGGAGCAGCCCCUCUUUUGUCCCCUCUCACAGAAGCAUACAAUACAGGUUUGUUACUUUAGCAACUUGCGUGGCAACAAAAGUUUUCCUAAUACAUUUUUGUUUGUUUUUUUGA
Messenger RNA from Syngnathoides biaculeatus (alligator pipefish), 4146 nucleotides. RefSeq names its product TAO kinase 1a (gene taok1a). The record is from RefSeq and is a predicted model, not a curated record. The transcript is spliced from 20 exons. Gene Ontology annotation, molecular function: ATP binding; protein kinase activity. Gene Ontology annotation, biological process: execution phase of apoptosis; protein phosphorylation. NCBI's taxonomy places the organism in Eukaryota, Metazoa, Chordata, Actinopteri, Syngnathiformes, Syngnathidae. Bases 799 to 3885 code for a protein of 1028 amino acids.